AUGAGCCUCAUCUCAAGUCAUUUGUUGGUGGACUAGCAACUCUAAUUGUUAGAGUUGGAGUCUUCAUCUAUUGCAUUAUUCAACUAAUUAGUGUUCUAUCAAGAACAGCAACUAUCUAGGCUUCGUUUUAUAGAUGAGAUCUUAUCAAAGACUCUACUGAAUACCAAUUAACAUUAAAGAAUUUCGAUUAUGGAGUAGUUUAGCUAGAAUAUCUAUACUUGGGUGAAGGAUUCCAAAGGGAAUAAUGUCUUUCAGAAAAAGAAAAUUAAAACAGAGCUUGCAAACUGUAAAGAUGGAAGACUUGGCUUGAAUCCUGGGGGCUAAGACUAUCUGGGAUUGAAAACUGGAUAUCAGUGCCCAAAAGAUAUAAACUAUCAAAUUAAAGGAACCUUUUCUGGACAGUAGUCUAAAUUUAUUCAAGCAUCUGUAAGAGAUUGCAAUUAAACCUAUCUUGAUGAAGUGUAUAAUAAGACAAAAAAAUGUAAAUCUCCCAAGGAGAUCGCAAGAGUAUCAUCUUUACUGAAACUGUACUUUGUAGUAGAAAAUUCAUACUUUGAUGAGACUGAUUAUUCUAACAAUGCAGUAAAGAAGUUUUUAAAACCUUAUUAUCUCACAUCUAAAAACAAUACCAGCAUGUACUAUUACAUGCUUAUUAGUUAGAAUGAAAUAAACAAACAAGACAACUUAUUUUUAGAGAAUUCAGAGCUAGAUACUUUCCUUGAAACAAGAAUCGACUAUUCUGUCUAGUAAGAGUUGGAAGCCGUUGAUGCCUACAAUAAUGCUUAUAUAGCUAUCUACAUCUAAAUGGAUGAUUAAGUUAAGACAGUAAACAGAAAGUUGAUGACAUUUUUGGAUGCUCUUGGUAACACAGGAGGUUUUAUGAGCAUAUUAUUUGUUAUCGCUUUUGCAAUGAUCUAAUACUUUUAAAAGACUAUAUACUACACCUCUUUAAUUAAAAGCCUGUUUGUUUAUCAAACUGACGUGAAUCAGCAAGAUCCUAAUAAAGAACAAAACGAUAAGAGUAAUGAUUAAUACUAAUAAUAUUAGAAGGAAUAAGAUCAAAAUAGUGAGAACAGUGAAUAAAAGACAUUAGAAUAUUACCCAGAAAGUCAGAGGAAAAUGGCAGAGAACUAAAGUUUAUUCAGGAAAAUAUUUGACUAAUUAAGAAACAGAGAAAAGCUUCAUUACAGUAUUACAGAUGCUGUUGAGGCUUAGAUUAAGAAAUUUGGUUGCUGCUGUAGAAAAAUAUCUCGUGAAAAAGCUCUAAGAGAUUUCCUAUAUAAUAAAGGAAUACUUAAGAUACACAAAGAACUAGACCUUAGAUAUGUAAUAAAGGAAUUGAGAACUUUGAGAUUUAUUUCAAAUAUACUGUUGAAUAAACAUUAAAGAUUCUUGCUUCCAUACUUUAAAGCUAAUCUUCUGAAUCAUUAACCUUAAAAACGCUUUGACGAUUAAGACAAACUAAGUAACUAUUUGAAUAAAGCUAUAUAAAGAUAAGAUCAAGCAAAAAUAGAUAAAAGAAUACUUAAAUACAUCGAACUAUCAGAUGAUGAUUAAGUUGAAGUAAAGAUAAUGCCAGACAAAUUAGAAAACACUAAUUCUCCUAUUCUAUAGAACAAUGCGACUAAAAGCAUUGAUAAUACUGAUGUCUAAUCAUAAACAUAAUCUUAAUAAAAAUCAAUACCUAAUAAGAGUGGAUUAAAUAAAUUAAAAUUUAUAAUAACAAACGAAUAGUUCUUGAAAAAAUCAAGCUUAAAAGAGUUUAAAUCUGCAUCGCUUAAAUACCCUUUAAAAUAAUCACUCAAAUAAACUAUCAAAGUUUAGCCUUCGGGAGGAAAUCAAGGUUAAGUUCAAGAAUAAUAACUUUAGUUGGGAGCCACCACAAAUAACAUUUAAAUUAACAUCAAUAGCAAUAACAAUACCAUUAAAAAUAUUUAACAAAAUCAUGAUAUAAUCACUCACGCACAGGAUCAUAUUAAAACCUUAGGAUUAGGUACAAGAAAUGAUUUUAUCAGCGAUAAUACUUUUAUCAACAACACUUUUCUGAACGACAUUACUGCUAAUUAAUAUGAUGAUGAAAAUGAGGAUAUAUUGAUGGAUAUAUAAAGAGUGAUGGAUCCAGAUCUAGAUUAUAUUGAUGAAGAAGAGAGAGUGAUCUCACAUUAUGACUGA
Messenger RNA from Stylonychia lemnae, 2172 nucleotides. NCBI's taxonomy places the organism in Eukaryota, Ciliophora, Spirotrichea, Sporadotrichida, Oxytrichidae. The record is from the annotation of a GenBank genome assembly.